Messenger RNA from Penicillium argentinense, 1359 nucleotides. RefSeq lists its product as uncharacterized. Gene Ontology annotation, cellular component: fungal-type vacuole membrane. The transcript has 2 exons. The record is from RefSeq and is a predicted model, not a curated record. NCBI's taxonomy places the organism in Eukaryota, Fungi, Ascomycota, Eurotiomycetes, Eurotiales, Aspergillaceae. Gene Ontology annotation, biological process: transmembrane transport. The coding region runs from base 1 to 1359 and encodes 452 amino acids. Gene Ontology annotation, molecular function: transmembrane transporter activity.
AUGGCAACCGCCACGCAAACCCUGCCAACGACGGCAGUCGAGCUACACAAUCUCCACCAUAGCACCGGCGAGCGACAGCGGAAUCCUAUUUCUCACGAUGAGCCGGAGACAGAACCCGAUGAGGUCAUGCAGCAGUCUCUCAUUGCGGACUCUCAAGUUCCCGAUGGUGGCUAUGGCUGGGUUCUUAUCUUCGCAUGUGCAGUGGUGACCUGGUGGUUCGUUGGUGCAUCGUAUACAUGGGGUGUGAUGCAAGCUGCACUAGUCGAGAAGAAAGGAUAUUCGUCCUCGACAUUGGCCUUCGUGGGCUCGCUCUGCCCUGCCUGUAUUUCCUUGCUGGCUGUUCCUAAUGCACGAGUGAUUCGUCUCAUCGGUGCACGGAUCACGGCUUGUCUGGGUAUCUUCCUCCUAGGGCUGGGAAGUAUCCUCAGUGGAUUUGCAGUGAACAGUGUUGCGGGGCUCUUCAUGACAUGGGGGUUUAUUGGUGGACUAGGGACUAGUCUAUGCUUCAUGGUCGUCUCCGUCACCCCGGCGCAGUACUUUAAGGCCAAACGCGGCAUCGCCAAUGGAAUUGUCUACGCUGGUGGCGGUCUUGGUGGUACUGUCAUCAGUUUUAUCCUAGACGCCCUCCUCCAGAGUGUCGGGAUUGCCUGGACAUUCCGCAUCCUAGGCUUCAUGAUCAUAGCAACCGGUCUGCCAGCUGCGUGGCUGAUCAAGGAGCGCGCGGCGAUCAAGCCAGCGAAGAUGGUCGAAUGGAGUCUGUUCAAAGAUGUCCGCUUCGCAGUCUUAUUCGCCGUCGGUGUGAUUGGAACAUUCCCACUCUUCGUGCCGGCUUUCUUUUUGCCGCUGUAUACCUCUUCACUCGGACUACCGUCCAGCGCGGGAGCCGGCCUUGUCGCUGCGUUCAAUUUCAGCUCGGCAAUUGGACGUCUAUCGUGCGGGUUCGCGUGUGAUAAGUUGGGCUCGCUGAACACACUUUUCCUAUCCUUGCUGCUGAGCGCACUGAGUAUUUUUGUGUUGUGGCCAGUGUCCAGCUCGAUUGGGCCGCUGAUUGCAUUCGUGGUGAUUAAUGGGUCUGCAAAUGGAGGUUUCUUCUCGACGAUGCCCACCGUCGUUGGGAAUGUGUUCGGAUCCGCGAGGGUGUCUGUGGCUGUCGGGAUGAUCGUUAGUGGAUGGUUGGGUGGUUAUCUGAUGGGAGCUCCAAUUGCCGGUUACAUCCUGAAUGCCUCUGGUGGCCAGGCUGGUGGGAUUGGAGCAUAUCGACCAGCCAUUUUCUACGCGGGCUCAAUGGCGACAGCUGCAACGAUGCUGGCGGCCGCGGUGCGGAUGAAAGUUGAUCGGAGGAUAAAGAAGACUGUGUGA